UUCUUCCUAGACUGCACCACCUGAGCUCCAACUCCAGCAGUCGAUAAAUUAUGCAUUGAACCACCCCUCGAGAUCGCUGUCUCAGUACGGCGUAUACAUUUGACAUUUAAUACUCCCACUCCGCAAACCUUCUAUGUCUCUGUCCCUCCAAUCCGCCGCCACUCAAUAACAUCAUCUCCCCAAGCCAUCAUGUUUUCCGUCAUCAUCCCCGGCCGACCCUGCCUGACGGACAUCGUCGCCGUCGACGCGCAACCGAACGGCCAACCCACCAAAUUCGCCUUCACCUUCCCGCAGACGCCCGCCUUCGACGAGCUGGUCGUCUUCUUCCUGCCGGGCACCGUGCUGCCCCCGGACACCGCCGCCGCCAUCUACCUCCAAUUCCCGGAGUCGGUCGCAUCAUCAUCGGCCCCGCAGUUCCGCUUCAUCGGCGCCUUAGCCAACGAACGGCCCUCCGCCGUCUUCAAGGUCCGUCCGCCGGCCCCGGAAAUGGCGGCCUCGCUGUCGUCCGCGCUGGUCACGCUGGGGAUCUCGAUCGAGCCCGUGCACGCGGUCGCGCCGCAGCUCGCCGCGCUGGAGGCCGAGGAGAAUCACAACCCGGGGUCGUCGAUGGCGCUGACGACGACCCCCGUGCGACCCCCGAUCAGCACCAAGGUCCUGGCGCAGCGCAUUAUCGGGAACGCCUUCAAUUUCCUGGCGAGCUUUGCGUCGUCGGAUAAGGGCCAGGAUGUGGUGCCGCUCAAGAGCUUUCAGGAUUGGUGGAAGAAGUUUGAGAGGCGGGUGGAUAUGGAUCCCUCGUUCUUGGAGAGGGAGGAUCCCACGGCGACGGGGUGAGCUGUCUGUGUGGUCUGUGGGGGGGGGGGUUUGUGCAUGCGCUUGAUACCACGCUUUUUGUGUAUUGCAAAUGAUACCAUUUUACCUGGACUUUUUGUCGGGGUUGAAAAUUCGAUCAGUUGAAUUUCGGCUGUACGGAGAUGAAACCAGUCUAUAGACACGAUCUAUUCAAAUCUAUGUAUUGCAAGUUCACCACGCCUGAAUUCGAGUCUAAAUGGGCGGGCUGCGGUCUAUCUAACCGGCCAAGUUGGAGCUUACCUCGACUCAAUUACGAGUUUCAAA
Molecule: messenger RNA, 1113 nt
Organism: Aspergillus brunneoviolaceus CBS 621.78
Lineage: Eukaryota; Fungi; Ascomycota; Eurotiomycetes; Eurotiales; Aspergillaceae
Product: OPI10 family protein
Exons: 1
Coding region: 190-831 (213 amino acids)
Biological process (GO): protein import into nucleus
Cellular component (GO): nucleus; cytosol
Molecular function (GO): nuclear import signal receptor activity
Source: RefSeq, a predicted model, not a curated record